This is a messenger RNA of Odocoileus virginianus texanus, 3623 nucleotides long. It is a transcript of the gene LGI2, whose product is annotated as leucine rich repeat LGI family member 2. The record is from RefSeq and is a predicted model, not a curated record. Gene Ontology annotation, molecular function: protein binding. Lineage: Eukaryota; Metazoa; Chordata; Mammalia; Artiodactyla; Cervidae. Gene Ontology annotation, biological process: inhibitory synapse assembly.
CUGACCGGGGACCCGGGCAUGGCGCUGCGGAGGGGCGGCGGGGCGCCGGGGCUGCUGCUGCUGCUGCUGGGCACCGCGUGCCUGACACCGCCGAGCGCGCAGGUGAGGCGGCUGGUGCGCUGCCCCGCCACUUGCAGCUGUACCAAGGAGUCCAUCAUCUGCGUGGGCUCCUCCUGGGUGCCCAGGAUCGUGCCGGGCGACAUCAGCUCCUUGAGCCUGGUAAAUGGAACCUUCUCAGAAAUCAAGGACCGGAUGUUUUCCCAUCUGCCUUCUCUGCAGUUGCUAUUGCUGAAUUCUAACUCAUUCACAGUCAUCCGGGAUGAUGCUUUUGCUGGACUCUUUCAUCUUGAAUACCUGUUCAUUGAAGGGAACAAAAUAGAAACAAUUUCAAGAAACGCCUUCCGUGGCCUCCGUGACCUGACUCACCUUUCUCUGGCCAACAACCACAUAAAAGCACUCCCAAGGGAUGUCUUCAGUGAUUUAGACUCUUUGAUUGAACUAGAUUUGAGGGGCAAUAAGUUUGAAUGUGACUGCAAAGCCAAGUGGUUGUAUCUGUGGUUGAAGAUGACGAAUUCCACUGUUUCUGAUGUCCUGUGUAUCGGUCCGCCAGAAUAUCAGGAAAAGAAGCUGAAUGACGUGACCAGCUUUGACUAUGAAUGCACAACUACAGAUUUUGUUGUUCAUCAGACUCUGCCCUACCAGUCCGUUUCAGUGGAUACGUUCAACUCCAAGAAUGACGUGUACGUGGCCAUCGCUCAGCCUAGCAUGGAGAACUGCAUGGUGCUGGAAUGGGACCACAUCGAAAUGAAUUUCCGGAGCUAUGACAACAUUACAGGUCAGUCCAUCGUGGGCUGCAAGGCCAUCCUCAUCGACGAGCAGGUCUUUGUGGUGGUGGCCCAGCUCUUCGGCGGCUCUCACAUUUACAGAUACGACGAGAGCUGGACCAAGUUUGUCAAAUUCCAAGACAUAGAGGUCUCUCGCAUUUCCAAGCCCAACGACAUCGAGCUGUUUCAGAUCGAGGACGAGACGUUCUUCGUCAUCGCCGACAGCUCCAAAGCCGGCCUGUCCACCGUGUACAAAUGGAACAGCAAAGGAUUCUACUCGUACCAGUCCCUGCACGAGUGGUUCAGGGACACGGAUGCUGAGUUUGUGGACAUAGACGGGAAGUCACACCUGAUCCUGUCCAGCCGCUCCCAGGUCCCCAUCAUCCUCCAGUGGAAUAAGAGUUCCAAGAAGUUUGUCCCCCACAGUGACAUCCCCAACAUGGAGGACGUGCUGGCUGUAAAGAGCUUCCGGAUGCAGAACGCCCUCUACCUCUCCCUCACGCGCUUCAUCGGGGACUCCAGGGUCAUGAGAUGGAACAGCAAGCAGUUCGUGGAGAUCCAGGCUCUGCCCUCCCGGGGGGCCAUGACCCUGCAGCCCUUUUCGUUUAAAGAGAAUCACUACCUGGCCCUGGGGAGCGACUACACGUUCUCCCAGAUAUACCAGUGGGAUAAAGAGAAGCAGUUCUUCAAAAAAUUUAAGGAGAUUUAUGUGCAGGCGCCUCGUUCCUUCACAGCCGUCUCCACUGACAGGAGAGAUUUCUUUUUCGCAUCCAGUUUCAAAGGGAAAACAAAGAUUUUUGAACACAUAGUUGUCGACUUAAGUUUGUGAGGGUAUGAUUGGUGAAGUUAAAAGACACGUAGCUUUAGCUCUUACAUGAAAGAACUGAGGGUGGGGGCGGGGGGAGGAAAGAAGCCAGGUUCACAUCUCUGAAACUGAAAAUGCAUUAGGGAAAUAGUUAGAAGUUUGCAAACUUUUAGAACUCAUAUUUUAAUCAGGGAUUGCAUUUAUUGGCUAACUGCAUGACACGUUCAUUCUCCCACUUAAAAAGACGUCCUAAAGCCUGUAAUUACUGAGAAAAGAGUACAGAAUUAACUCUUACCAUCUAGGAAAGUAAUAAGCUUUUUUUUUUUCUUUUUAAUGAGGAAGGAGAAAACUCGAUAAGUUGGGACCGCUCUUAUAAUGGAAUAAAAACAAACAAACAAAAAGACCAAACACACUUUGGGCCCUCCUCAUUCCAUUGUAGCAGUCUAUUGGGUAGGAAUGCUUAAAAAAAUCAGAGACAGCAGAAAAGAAUUGCUGAUGAUCAGUUUAAAAUCUGAUAACAACUCAGCAGUGCUAUUUUGAGCCUUUCCAGUUUCCUGAAUCCCCCCUAAUAGCAGAGCCUUGAUUAUUUCUUUGGUUCCUAUAGAUGGAUCUUCAUCAUGGGUGUGUUAACAAAAUAAGGUUUAACAUUGCUUUCUCUGCUACAAAGAAAGUAUUCUGCUGACAUACAUAGUGGUCCAUCACAGGCUGCAGGCUCAGAAGUGAGACGAAGGUGAUUCCCACUCUACUUGUGGUUCAAAGCUGACCCCCACAGUGGCCAGCACAGUCGAGCUCAUUUAAUGCUCUCCAUGACUCAUGUGCGUCUCUGGGCCCGUCCUUUGAGUGUGUGGGUAACCUGCAGACAGGCCAACGACUGAGUGGUGCUUUUUAUUCUGUCCGAGAGCAAUAGAACAGGUAUUUUCAUCUGAUGAGCAUCUGGUAGAGUUUUUGAAGUCAGAUUUUGUGGAGUCAAAAAGGGUUUUGUACAACUCUCAACAUUCUUUGAAACCUAGAGAUGAGUCUGUGAUGGAUGCAUGUUUUGCCCUCUGGGCAACUUAGUAUGUCAAGUAAUUGAAAUACUGCCUACCUCCCUGCCUCUCUGCCUACCCCCCUGCUCCUGUUCCAGUCCUGCUUGAUCUGUUUGCUGGUACUUCUGCCGCCAGUCCAGUCCUUCUGAAGGUGCUGCUCCAUCAAACUACAGAGCCCCGGUAUUCAUGGUGGCAGUGUCCCUUCCUCUCCCAGCCCAUUAGCAGCGGAAACCCACAGCCUCACAUGGGGUCAUGUGCCGGCAAGGGCUCACCCUGUACAGGCUGGGCUCUGGUGGGUGGGGGUCUCAGGCUGAUCCAGAGGGACCAGGUUUGGAGCCAGACACCGUGAAUCCCCAUCCACACUCAGGGGACACGGUGACCUCUCUGGUCUGGACAGUGUGGGCAGCUCAUGGGGUCUGGUUUUGUAGGAGGUCCCAGUGGAUAGUCUGCCUGGCUAUGGGGUUCUCUUCAGAGUAUGUGAAGUGGAAGCUUUCAGGGGUGGUUCUCCAGCCAGUUCUCUUCUGGCUGCGAAAGUAGCACACUCAUCUUCUACUGUAUUGCUGUUUUUUAAUGAUUGUUUGCCAAGUCAUGAGUAGGUAGAUGUUUUGUCACAAAUAUGAAUGUGUUUGUUGUUUCCAAACUUUGAGCAAUGCAGAUCGAGGCAAUAAAUAGCACUUAGAGAACGAUGCCCAGGGUCACAGCAGCUCUCUUGGGGACGUUCUGGGACUGCAGGCUCAGGGCUUCCAGCCCAGCUCACCCACACACAGUAGCGUUGCUGCUCCAAACUUUCCUACUAAACAUGAGUGAACAGGGGAAAAAGUGGCUUGUUUUCAUUUUUAAGCACAAAUCAUUCUUCUGUGUUUUUGCCUUCCUGGUUUAUUUGAAUUGACUACAAAUAUCAGAUCCUCAGGCUCUCUAGGUGGCUCAGUGGUAAAGAAUCUGCCUGCUAAUGCAGGAGAUAUGGGUUCA